Trichoplusia ni (cabbage looper) is the source of this 743-nucleotide messenger RNA. RefSeq lists its product as uncharacterized. The record is from RefSeq and is a predicted model, not a curated record. Lineage: Eukaryota; Metazoa; Arthropoda; Insecta; Lepidoptera; Noctuidae. The transcript has 4 exons. The coding region runs from base 75 to 707 and encodes 210 amino acids.
CUCUACACCGCGUUUAAACCGACUUCAUUCACAAGAUUUAGUCCAAAAAUCCACUUGAGUGAGAUCCUUCCAACAUGACACCAUUCAUAAUCCUCGCUGUAAUGCUGGGAAUUUCAGAAGGUGCCGCUCCCGGUACCAGGUGUAACGACUUCGAAGCCAACUUUAAUCUGAAGGAUGUGAUUGGUUCGUGGCAUGUUGUGGCAAUAAUACCUGAGAAAUUGUUUCCUGAAAAGCAAGUGACGUGUUACAAGGUGGAUAUUAGUGAGACUGAUGAGGCUGGUCUCCGAUGGUUAAUCAAUAAAACAAUAGAGUCUCCAACGUCAAUGCUGCCGAACAACAAGACAGGUAUUAUAAUACGCCAGCGGUACCACUCCGAACAUCCCUUUGAUGUCUGGUCUAAAUCCGUGAGCGAAGUCAGCGGCUGCUUCCAACAAGUUAUUUCAUUGGAUUUGGGGAAACAUGACAUUCAUAAAGCCCUGAAACAUGACGCGAUGAUGCAGCUCCAUCUGCUGCAAGAGCGAGGCUCGGAGCCAUUCCUGCUGCAGCUGCUGUGGGGACGGAUGAUCACUGUCGUCAUCUACAAAAGGAAACAGGGAGUGACUCAAGAUGAACUGAAACCAGUAUUUGAGUUCAUGAACCAAUUACGAGGACCACAGCGGCUUCCGAAGAUUUGCGACAGCCGAUUAAAAGACUUGCUUGUGUUUUAGAAACAAGACCUUGAUAUUAAAAUGUUAAACAAAUUA